Molecule: messenger RNA, 1795 nt
Organism: Conger conger (European conger)
Lineage: Eukaryota; Metazoa; Chordata; Actinopteri; Anguilliformes; Congridae
Gene: emc8
Product: ER membrane protein complex subunit 8
Exons: 5
Coding region: 415-1029 (204 amino acids)
Cellular component (GO): EMC complex
Source: RefSeq, a predicted model, not a curated record
GGAAGCUGAUUUGAUCCAAAAUGGCGUUUGGGGCAUGCAUUCAGGCAAAGAUGGUGGAAUGUACAGUACAUGGUUUUUGCAUUUAGUCAGGUCAGGGACGUUUCCAAAGCAGUGACACCGUCGCUGUUCACGUUUGGACAUUGCUGUAGCAGUUAACCAUCCCCGUUUAAAGCGAGGAUCAUUUAAUCGUUCAAAUCGCGCGGACGUCAGCUACAUCUAUAGCAAGCUAGCUAACAAGCAAGCUACUGCGCGCUGUUACUUUAGAGUCUUACCUGUACACUUUUGGAAACAUUGCAGUCUAGCUAACGAAUGAUGUCCGCGAAUGUUCCUAAGGUGACAGUAUGAGAGCUAGCCGGUAGUUAUUGUAGAUAAUCCAACUUGUUAACUAGCAAUAUUGCCGACUCAGCAAUAACAAUGACUGUGAAGUUGACCACUCAGGCUUAUUGCAAAAUGUUGCUGCAUGCUGCCAAAUAUCCUAACUGCGCCGUAAAUGGACUACUAGUUGCUGAGAAGCAGAAGGACAAGAAGAGAGACGGACACUCCACACCUGUGUUGUGUGUGGACUGUGUCCCGUUAUUUCACGGAACCCUUGCCUUGGCACCGAUGCUGGAGGUGGCGUUAACGGUGAUUGACACCUGGUGUAAAGAGAACCGGUAUGUGAUUGCAGGAUAUUAUCAAGCCAAUGAGCGUAUCAAGGAUCUCAGACCGAGCCAGGUUGCAGAAAAAGUAGCCGCCAGGAUUUCAGAAAACUUCAGCGAGCCAGCGCUGAUAAUGGUGGACAACAGCAGAUUUACCAUGGAGUGCUGUGAACCAAUACUUGUCAUCUUUGAGCAUCAUGAGAACAAGUGGAAAUGCCGGGAUUCGACUGUGGACUGCUGUGAGGACUGGUUAGAAGCACAGAAGAUCACGUCGGCACUCCUGGAGAGCAGGUCCUAUGAGAACCUGAUUGACUUUGACAACCACCUUGAUGACCUGAGGAACGACUGGACGAAUCCGGAAAUCAACAAGUCCGUACUGCACCUGUGCUGAGGCAGCCUGGGGCGGCGCUGCACUUCAAAGCCAUUUCUGCCAAAAUGGGGCUCAAAUCACUGUCGUCUGACUCGUUUUCAGAGGAAAUCUGUCUGUCCUCAGGCUUCUUCUUUUUUUUUUUUAAAAAGGGCAACGAAGUUCCAGCUAGAUAAUGUUAGAAUGUCAUGAAGGGUCUACUUGUAAGCACAACUCCAACGUCAGAGUUGAGUUGAACCUGUCAGAAAUGUUUUCAGGCAAGUGUUUGUACAUAUGCUUAUAGAUUGCUGAUGUACAAGCAGGAAUUAAUAUUUCAGAAGCCAAUUCUAGGGACAUGGAGCCAGAUCUGAUAACUUUGCUCUGUGCUUCAUUUUUUAUAGAACUAAUGUAGCCUUACAAAAAAAAGAUGGUAGUGUUUAAAUGAUCUUUCUGAUGUUUUACUUGAUUGUUGGAGAAAUGUUGAGUGAUGCAUUCAUUUGACUUGCCAUACAUUUUGAGUCUUAAUGUUUAUAUGGAUGAUGCUUUCCUGACUAAUCUGGUGUAUGAUCUUAUUGGUACCUGAUGUGAUUAAGAGAUUUUGCUUUCAUUUGCUUUACAUUGCUAAACUGAAGCCCUGUCAACAACUAAUUAAAAUUAUUUGCAUUGAAUUGAUUGUUUUUGUUUUAAAUUGUGUUUAAAAAAAAAUGUAUAAUCAAUUUAGUUUUCAAUGUAUUGGCAGGCAAUUGCCAUUUUUAUUAAGAAAAUAAAAAGUAUAUAUUUAAUCCACAAAUAAACAUUUUUGCUGACAUAA